AUGGUGAGUGCUUUUUUAUUUACUUUUUUCCCAGAUCAACAACAAAAAUACUUUGUUAAUUAAUCUAUGUUGUAAUAAUGGCCCAACACAUGCUUUCAUUUAUUUUCAUUUUUUCCCUAUGAUUUUUCUAGUCUAUUGAAGAAAAAAAAAGAAAUUGGUUUCAGAUGGGAAGUAAACGCGGACGUGGAGGAGGUGCCAAUUCGAAUCAAGAAAGAACCCGCACACAUUUAUUUUUUGGAAAGAAAUCAGAAUUGCAACAUCAAAAGCGGAAAAGAAGAGCACAAAGUAAGUUUUUUAUUUGAAUAAUAAAAAAAAUUAAAAUAUAAAUUUUCAGACAAACUUCACGCUACAAUCAAAGAUAAAAAAGACGAGAUGGUGCAAGCUGGAACAAGUGAAAUUGAUCCACUUCAAUGGACUGGAAAUCAGCGAGUUUUACAUUUUGGACCAAUGGCUCAAAGAGAUCCCUAUUUUUAUUAUUAUCCAAAAGGUUGGGAUAUUUUGUAUCCAGCGACGUUUGGAUUUUUUCCAUAUAGAACUUCGUGA
Caenorhabditis angaria is the source of this 543-nucleotide messenger RNA. The record is from the annotation of a GenBank genome assembly. NCBI's taxonomy places the organism in Eukaryota, Metazoa, Nematoda, Chromadorea, Rhabditida, Rhabditidae.